AUGGGCAUUGACAUCGCCGUUACCGGCACAAGGGAGAUCGCCCUGGUGGACGGUUCAUCCAGAGAAGUUAAGCGACGCCUCGAUGAUUGGGAAGCAGUCACCGAGAUCGUCUACAGGGUUCAGAAUAUCAACGGCCCGCAACAGAAUUUUCAAGCGCGCGAGUUCGACCCCAACAUCGACUCCAACAUCGACCCUAGUCUCGAGGGCGGUUACGGGCUUGCCAAUGGUCUGCCCACUCCCCCUGUCUCGCCCACCCCCCCUGACUCGACCACUGACUCCCCCGUCGCUGCGCCCGCAUACCCCGAUAUCGACGCCGGCACCGAACAUGGUGUCGGCUUCACCGACAACGACCCGUUCGAUGACACCGCAGAGCCAAAUGAAGAAGAUGCGGUUGUGAAGGAAGAGUCCAUCACCCCCCUUGACCUCGAUGACUCCAACCCCUUCGACCGUCCCGAUCACAAACGCAAGCGCUCACAGUCUGGGGAUGAGGACGAGGACGAGGACGAGGACGAGGUAUUUGUGGUGGUGUCUCCCGUAGCCGAGGCUUCAGGGGAGGGUCACGAAUCACCUGGAUCACGGCGAACCCGACAGCGUAGAGACCGUGACGAUAAUCUGCCCGACGGCGCCGAGAACCGUGCUGCAUCGAAUGAACGAACGGGAGAGUGGCAGUGCGCUUUUGGUUGCUGUGCCAGCUAUGGAGAUACCCGGCCAAGCUGA
Molecule: messenger RNA, 717 nt
Organism: Anthostomella pinea
Lineage: Eukaryota; Fungi; Ascomycota; Sordariomycetes; Xylariales; Xylariaceae
Source: the annotation of a GenBank genome assembly